Molecule: messenger RNA, 660 nt
Organism: Aphidius gifuensis
Lineage: Eukaryota; Metazoa; Arthropoda; Insecta; Hymenoptera; Braconidae
Exons: 4
Coding region: 46-660 (204 amino acids)
Source: RefSeq, a predicted model, not a curated record
GUAAUAUUACAUGGCGUUCUUCCACUACAACCUUUUUCUAUCAAGAUGUAUUCGAACGAUGCUCUAUCAAUGUUGAAACCAUUGAAAAAAAUUUCGAUUUAUCGUAUAUUACAGAUAAUAGCUAAAGAUGAAGUCGAAAAAAAUUGUCAUGAAUUUAUCAAUUGUUUUCUCAAAAACUAUCAACUAACUGAAGACAAUCAACUUAAAUCACCGAAAUCUUGGAACAUCGAAAUAUCAGAAAAUUCAAGUAUAGAAAUUUAUCGAGCUCUUACAAAGCACAUCAUUCUACCGAGAGUUUCAACUACGACUAUCGAUGUUUUAAGAAUGAAUGUUUCAUCAUUGUUUUUUGAUAUAAAUUACUCAACGAUUCUAAGCAAUAAUCUUGAGACUGUUGUGAAAAACCAUAGAAACCAAUCAGACGAAAUUAUAAAAGUUGCAGCGAGUCUUUCUCGAAAGUACUGUAGCAUAAAGAACGAACAUAAAGACUACCGUGAUUGUUACCAGCGUAUUGUGUGGGCAUCUGUUUCUGGUAUGUUGGAUCAUGUUGUGCUUUGGUGGUCUCACGAAGGGCUUGCAAUUUCUAACAGUCGUGACACACAUCAUCUCAAAAACUGGCUUCAUCGAUUUCUUCAAUCGCCUGAUAGUAAAUUACUAGAAUAA